Marasmius oreades (fairy-ring Marasmius) is the source of this 696-nucleotide messenger RNA. RefSeq lists its product as uncharacterized. NCBI's taxonomy places the organism in Eukaryota, Fungi, Basidiomycota, Agaricomycetes, Agaricales, Marasmiaceae. Gene Ontology annotation, molecular function: acetate transmembrane transporter activity. Gene Ontology annotation, cellular component: plasma membrane. Bases 1 to 696 code for a protein of 231 amino acids. The record is from RefSeq and is a predicted model, not a curated record. The transcript is spliced from 5 exons.
AUGUCUUCCGCUACAGCCAGCAACUCAGCCAACAACUCAGAUAAACACCAUGUUAUGGAACAAGAGUAUGGUCCUAACUCUGAUCCAGUCUCCUAUCAAAGAUACCCGACCAAGCUGGCCAAUCCAGCACCUAUGGGACUCUUCUCGUUCGCGGCAACGACCUUUAUCCUCUCCCUUUAUAACCUCCACACCCGAGGCGUCCAAGCCCCCAAUGUCGUCGUCGGAAUGGCCAUUUUCGCAGGAGGUCUCACCCAGUUCAUAGCUGGAAUGUGGGAAUUUCCCCGUGGAAACGUCUUUGGGGCCACUGCCUUUGCAUCUUACGGUUCCUUCUGGCUUGCCUAUGCGACGAUCAACAUUCCCAGUUCAGGAAUCCAAGCGGCAUUUGCGAACGAAACAGAGUUCCAUAAUGCACAGGGCAUCUUUCUGAUCACUUGGUUCAUGAUUACCUUCUUCUUCUUGCUUGCUGUGAUCCGAAGGCAUAUCGCGUUUUCGGUUCUCUUGACAUUACUCGAUCUCGCUCUUCUCAUGUUGAGUAUUGCAGAGUUUACGGGGAACGCGAGCAUCUUGAAGGCUGGCGGCGUAUUCGGAGUCUGUACGGGGCUAGUAGCGUUCUACAUCGGCGUCUCUGAACUACUCACGGCUGAACCCAAGCCGAUUAUCAGGAGAGUACCGCUUGGAGUUUUGCAUAAGGUGUGA